Molecule: messenger RNA, 1617 nt
Organism: Psilocybe cubensis
Lineage: Eukaryota; Fungi; Basidiomycota; Agaricomycetes; Agaricales; Agrocybaceae
Exons: 12
Coding region: 1-1617 (538 amino acids)
Source: RefSeq, a predicted model, not a curated record
AUGAGCGCACCUCUUUCAGCAUACCCUUCCGACUCUGGGAUAAGCGUCGGUAACGACGCUGAUGUCACGACAUUCCUAGCAUCACCUUCUCGCGAGCCUACGGAUCUUCCUCUGCCGGAACACUCUGACUCUCUCUUGCAGUCGUUCACCGACACUGUGCCUCCGAAUCAUCCAUACCGCACGUUGGUGCUCUGCUUUGACGGCACUGGUGACCAGUUCGAUGCCGACAACUCAAACAUUGUUGAAUUCUUCAGCAUGCUAAAGAAAGACGAUCCCAACAAACAACUCGUCUACUACCAGGCUGGAAUUGGUACCUACACUGUUCCUCAGAUUGUAAGCCCUAUGAUGUCUAAAUUCAGUCAGACCCUCGAUAUGGCUAUCGCGUGGAAUCUUGAUGCACACAUCAUGGGCGGAUACGAAUUCUUGAUGCAAAAUUAUCGUGCUAACGACCGGAUAUGCAUUUUUGGCUUCUCUCGAGGUGCCUACACCGCCCGCUGCUUAGCUGGUAUGAUCCACAAAGUGGGGCUGCUGCCUACGUGCAACCAUCAACAAGUUCCUUUCGCUUACAAAAUGUACACCAAAGCGGACGAUGAAGGGUGGAAGCAGUCGAAUGCUUUCAAGAAGACGUUCUCUAUUGACGUCGAUAUUGAGUUCUUGGGUGUUUGGGAUACCGUCAGCUCCGUUGGUCUGAUUCCACGUCGCCUCCCAUUCACUACGUCAAACACUGUGGUCCGCACCUUCCGACAUGCUAUUGCCUUGGAUGAACGCCGCGCAAAGUUCAAGGCCAAUCAUUGGAACAAGCCCAACCCCACGGAGCAGCUUCUCAGUGUUACCGAUCAAGCUAUUGAGAAGGAGUCCAAGAAGAAGAAAAAGAAAGAACACUCGAAUGGGCAUAAGAACGGCCACAACAGCUAUAAGGCUAUGGAAAGGAAGUACAGCAAAGACAAGACUGCGGAAACUAACGUUGAAGAAGUUUGGUUUGCAGGUUGUCAUUGUGACAUCGGUGGCGGAUCAGUCGCAAAUGCUGUAAAGCCUUGUCUCGCCCGUAUCCCCCUUCGCUGGAUGAUCCGCGAGUGCUUCAGGAACCACAGUGGUAUCAUGUUCCACGUCGACGGCCUCAAAAAGGUCGGCCUGGACCCUGCGAGCUUGUACCCCAUCGUCCUUCCCCGCCCUCCGGCGUUGACCCUUGACCAUUCCUCACCUUUGACAUCGCAAAUACAGACGAUCCCCAAGAAGGCCCCUGCCCCUCCCAGCGACGAUGACGAAGAGACUUCUGCCCUCCUCAGUCCUUCUGAGGAGCUAUUGGAAUCGGAGGAGCUUGCGGAUCUCAAAGAUUCACUGGCUCCAAUCUAUGACCAGCUCAGUCUUGCGUGGUUCUGGUGGCUCUUGGAACUCAUCCCUUUGAGGUUCCGUUAUCAGGACUCAGACAACGACACUUUGUGGAUCUCCAAGCUCAAAAUUAACUUUGGUCGUGGUAGACAUGUUCCUAAGCAGAGACGCCAUGGCGUGAAGGUACACAGAAGUGUGAAGACCCGCCUCGAGGCCGAGCACGCUGAUAAGACGAAAUACAAACCCAAGGCCAACCUCAAGUUGGAAUGUGUUACCUGGGUUGAUUAG